AGGCGUGGGGGCUGCUAUAAGGAGGCGGGAGCGGCGGGUGGGGCCGCCAGCGCACGCCCGGCCGGCGCCAUGCUCAGCGCCCAAGAGCGCGCCCACGUAGCGCAGGUCUGGGACCUGAUCGCCGGCCACGAGGCGGCCUUCGGGGCGGAGCUGUUGCUCAGGCUCUUCACGGUCUAUCCCAGCACCAAGAUCUACUUCAAGCACCUGGGCGUCUGCCCCGACGAAGCUCAGCUGCUGACCCACGGACAACGCUUGCUCGAGGCGGUGGGCGUGGCCGUGCAACACACGGACCACCUGCGCGCCGCCCUGAGCCCGCUGGCCGACCUGCACGCGCAAGUGCUACGCGUGGACCCCGCCAACUUCCCUCUGCUGAUCCAGUGUUUCCAUGUGAUGCUGGCCUCCCACCUGCAGGGCGAGUUCACCGUGCAGAUGCAGGCGGCGUGGGACAAGUUCUUGACCGAAGUAGCCAUGGUGCUGACUGAGAAGUACCAAUGAGUCCCCUGCCCCACCGGCUUAGGUCUGUGCGUGUCAAUAAACAGGCCUCAAAUGGCCGGACCCUG
This is a messenger RNA of Felis catus (domestic cat), 560 nucleotides long. RefSeq names its product hemoglobin subunit mu (gene HBM). Lineage: Eukaryota; Metazoa; Chordata; Mammalia; Carnivora; Felidae. Gene Ontology annotation, cellular component: hemoglobin complex; haptoglobin-hemoglobin complex; blood microparticle. Gene Ontology annotation, biological process: hydrogen peroxide catabolic process; oxygen transport. The transcript is spliced from 3 exons. The record is from RefSeq and is a predicted model, not a curated record. Gene Ontology annotation, molecular function: organic acid binding; peroxidase activity; oxygen carrier activity. Bases 70 to 495 code for a protein of 141 amino acids.